Molecule: messenger RNA, 387 nt
Organism: Knipowitschia caucasica
Lineage: Eukaryota; Metazoa; Chordata; Actinopteri; Gobiiformes; Gobiidae
Source: the annotation of a GenBank genome assembly
AUGUGUGGGGACAGGCCCCUCGUGCGGUGGGACGGACACCGCGUCAUAGAACGGCGGUCCGAGCGGUACCUGAUGGACGGUGCGGUCCCAGGAGACGUGUCCCUGACCAUCCUGGACCUGAGGACUGAAGAUGCAGGGACUUACAGCUGCAGAGUGGAUCUGCCCUGGGCACUGGACCACAAACAGUACUAUAUUCUGCAGGUCAGGCCCGCUGAAGCCCGGAGCUCCGCCGCUCCUCUCUUCACCUCUCUCCCCUCGUCCACCGCAGAUCACAUGACCCUGCGUCACAUGACCUCGGCCCACGUGACCAGCGCCUCUCCGCAGAUCUGGACUUCCUCCUCCGGGCGCCGAGCAGAGGUGAAAAACAGAUCUUCAUCAGUUCUUUGA